CUCCACACUCCUCUCCUGUACAUACUGAUCACUGUCAUACCCUCCACAUUCCUCUUCUGUACAUACUGCCCACUGUCAUACCUCCACACUCCUCUCCUGUACAUACUGCGCCCACUGUCAUACCCUCCACACUCCUCUCCUGUACAUACCGCCCACUGUCAUAUCCUCCACACUCCUCUCCUGUACAUACUGCCCACUGUCAUACCCCCACACUGCUCUCCUGUACAUACUGCCCACUGUCAUAUCCUCCACACUCCUCUCCUGUACAUACUGCCCACUGUCAUACCCUCCACGCUCCUCUCCUGUACAUACCGAUCACUGUCAUACCCUCCACGCUCCUCUCCUGUACAUACUGAUCACUUUCAU
Messenger RNA from Staurois parvus, 366 nucleotides. Lineage: Eukaryota; Metazoa; Chordata; Amphibia; Anura; Ranidae. The record is from the annotation of a GenBank genome assembly.